AUGAUUGUCGUCGUUAGAGGCGAAGGAAUGGCAUACGGAGAGCCGGGAGGGCGUGGCGGCGGCGAUUUUGAGAUGCUGGGCAGUGCCACAAGAUACGUAACUAAAUUUAAGGGGUGGUGACUCGCA
This is a messenger RNA of Chondrus crispus (carragheen), 126 nucleotides long. RefSeq lists its product as hypothetical. The transcript has 2 exons. Bases 1 to 120 code for a protein of 39 amino acids. The record is from RefSeq and is a predicted model, not a curated record. Lineage: Eukaryota; Rhodophyta; Florideophyceae; Gigartinales; Gigartinaceae.